AUGCCUGCCUCAGAAAAGGAAGUCGCCGAGGCUCACCGAAUCCUCUUCGACAAGGGUCUUCAGGUUCGCUAUGAGGUCGCAGGGAAGCAAUACGUCGAUAAAUCUCUGGCAAAUGGGGACUCAUCAUUCGCCCGUCCCAUGCAAGAGCUUGUGACUGAAGCCUGCUGGGGAUUUGUGUGGUCACGUCCUGGGCUGGAGCGGAAACAGCGCAGUCUCCUGAAUAUAGCCAUGCUUUGCGCUAUGCACCGGUCGCAGGAGCUAGCUGUACACGUCAGGGGAGCCGUUAGUAACGGCGCAAGUGAGGUUGAGAUCAGGGAGACUUUGUUGCAGGCUAGUAUCUAUGCCGGUAUGCCUGUUGGCUUGGAGGGUUUCAGAGUCGCCUCCAAGGUUCUGGAAGAGAUGAAGAGUGAAGGCAUAUUAAAAUCAGAGUAA
Ilyonectria robusta is the source of this 432-nucleotide messenger RNA. RefSeq names its product AhpD-like protein. The transcript has a single exon. The record is from RefSeq and is a predicted model, not a curated record. Bases 1 to 432 code for a protein of 143 amino acids. Lineage: Eukaryota; Fungi; Ascomycota; Sordariomycetes; Hypocreales; Nectriaceae. Gene Ontology annotation, molecular function: peroxiredoxin activity.